Molecule: messenger RNA, 2727 nt
Organism: Brassicogethes aeneus
Lineage: Eukaryota; Metazoa; Arthropoda; Insecta; Coleoptera; Nitidulidae
Source: the annotation of a GenBank genome assembly
GGCAGCAGUGAGUUAUGGCAUCAAAAAAAGAAAACAUGUUGUAAGCGUUUAUUUUUCGGAAAAUAUAUAUAAUUGAUUUGUUAGUUUAUAUGGUUUUUUUUAUAAAAUGGCUCAUGGUUAUUUUAGAGUGGACCAUUUGGAAAUUGGCACUGAUGUUCCACGAGACAUUUACGUUAAUAAGGAGUUUAUAGCAAAAAAUUGGCUUCACAAAACUGGCACAAAAGUUAUACAUAAUUUAAGCAUGUAUAAUAACGGAAGUGGUUAUAAUGAUCCAAACUAUAAUAGUUCCUAUCCUCCCCCAGGAUAUCAAAACUAUGGAGGGGGGAGUUACGGUUAUCACCAAUCAUAUAAUUCGUAUCCGACUAGUCAAUCGGAACCUGGGCCCCCUGGCGAUGGUUACCCAAACAAUUGGGGACCUAGCACCAAUUAUCAACAGCCUACUGGGUCCAAUGAUGACAGCAAACAAGAUGCCGUCGCCCAGGAAAUGCAGCAGCAAAAAGCGCAGCUGAUGACGCAAAGGGAAGAGUACGUGAAAAAGGCUUCGGUAUUGAAGAGAGAACUAGAGUUGCUGCGCGACCAGAAGCAAGAUUUGUUGUCCGAUGGCUCUAGGGACCGAGAUCUCGAUAUGAUUUUAAGGGAAAACGACAAGUUACAGGAUGAAAUCCAAGGUAAACUGAAGGCAAUAGUAAACGUCAUCGAAAUGCUUUCCAGUAUUAUCAAGGACGGUAAAAAUAUUGCCGAACUGGAGUCGCAGCUGCGUGAAGAUUCUCCAAAAAAUUCUAGGGGUAGUCCGAAUGAUUCGGUUAGAGAAAGUAGAGAUGGUAGGGAUUCCAGAGAUAGAGUCGAUAUCAACAGCCAAAGCAGAUACUGUUUUGUGCACUACGACACCGGAUUGCAUUGGUGCCGCGUCUGCGACGAGUUCCCGGAAACCGCGAAAGACUUUUUGGUCCACCUGCAAACGCCCAAGCACUUGGAGAACGUUAAGCGCGCCGACGCCCCCGACGCGACCCCUUGGCACAAGUUGCCCCCCGAACCGCUCCUGCCCUCGCACGAGGACGCCCCGAAAAAACGCCUGCCCAUCAAGGGCCUGCAGUUUUUCAUCUCCGCGCCCUCGUGGUACUGCAAGCUGUGCGACGUUUGGAUCGGGGAUCUGCACUGCGCGUCGCACCACUUGAAGAGCCAAGCUCAUUAUCAAAACUUCGAGAAUUUCAACGUGCAGAAUCCGCAGUGGGAGGUCGACUGGCUGAAGGACAGGGACAAGGCGAAGAGCAGGGUGGGCCUGGCGGACUCCAGCGACGACGACAAGAAGAAGAAGAAGAAGAAGCUGCGGAAAGAGAAGAAGAUCGACGAGAAAAAGAAGAAGAAGAAAUCGAAGAAGCGGCGCAAAGAUUCGAGCGAUUCCAGCUCGUCGUCGAGUUCGUCCGACUCGAGCUCCGAGGAGGAUCGCGACAAGUCGCGAAGUAUCAGAGUGGCGAUGAGGAACGUGAAAGCUCAGAGCAUAAUGGACGAGGAUCUGUCGGGGAAGUGGAGCGUGCUGGAGCGCUUGGUGGAGGAGCACAAGAUGAAGGAGAAGGAUUUGCGGGAGAAGGAGAAGUCGCAGCAUCGGCAGCCUGAGGACAAGCUGAUCAGCCAGUGGAUGACGGUGUCGGAGCCGCAAAAGAAAGACGUGGACCUGCUGGUGAGUUUGAAGGACCGCAUGAAGGUGAAGCAGGACGUGGAGAAGGCCAGGCAGGCGGAGCUGGAGCGGAAGCGCGCGGAAAAGGAGAGGAUGGAGCUGGAGGAGGUGGAGAGGAAGAAGCGCGAGGCGAAGGACAGAGCCGAGGAGGGGGAGAGGGAGAAGAAGAGGCGCGAGCAGGAGGAGUUCAACAGGAUCCUGGACAGGCAGCGGAACCAGGUCAAGUUCAAGACUUUUAGGAGGAGGAGGUCGGAGAGCGACGAGGAGGGGCAGCACAACCAGCGCGAGAGAGAAACAGAGGAGAGCCCGAGACGGCAAAGAACGGACAGUAACCAUCAAAAAGAGCAGGAAAGUCAACGGGGAAAACCCGAGGAGCGGCGUAGACCCGAGGAGAAGAAGAAACCGCCCCCGCCCCCCUCGUACAAAAAGCUCCCCUUCAUCGGCCGAAUGCCCCUCUUUAAAAACAAAAAACCCGAGGACAAGGUGGAGCGGCACGAGGUCGUGAAGGAGGACUACGAGCCCGUUCGCCGUACGCGAUUCGAACCGGGCAACCUCCCGCGCGCCUUCAUCCCCCGCCCCGACGUCGUCUGCUUCCCCAAACUCUCGUGCAUUCCGCCCCUCACGAUCCCCCCUCCGCCGACGGUGACGCCGCAGGAGGUGCCCGAGCCGCCCAAGCCCCCCUCGCCGCCCAAGAUCAGCAAGAAAUCCCCGCCGCCGCCCCCGCCGCCCAAGAUCGGCGAUCAGCAGCAGGAGGAGUACAACAACGGCGGCGAGAUGUAUCAGCAGGAGCAGAUGAUGGAGAUGUACUACGACUACGGCGAGAUGUACGGCGGUCAGUACGACUAUUCGCAGGAGGCGGUGCCGCUGUCGCACACCCUGCCCCUCGAACCGCCGCCGCUGCCGCCGGACGACGAUCUCGCCAUGCUGGGCAUCUGCGCGGACGACAUGGCCGCGCAAACCUUUUAAAUUUUGUUAAAUAUCGCAUUUUAUGAUUUAAGUUAGUUUCGUAUUGGUGACACUUGUUUCGACUAAUAAAAGUUUGAUUUUAUCAC